Messenger RNA from Pelmatolapia mariae (spotted tilapia), 2223 nucleotides. RefSeq names its product mucin-2. Gene Ontology annotation, molecular function: protein binding. The coding region runs from base 1 to 2223 and encodes 740 amino acids. The transcript is spliced from 16 exons. Lineage: Eukaryota; Metazoa; Chordata; Actinopteri; Cichliformes; Cichlidae. The record is from RefSeq and is a predicted model, not a curated record. Gene Ontology annotation, cellular component: extracellular matrix.
AUGAACGGAGAACUAGAAAACUAUCGUAACACAGUGGAGAAGACACAGCAUGGAGAGGUUUACAAGAGUACAUGUAGCACAUGGGGCAGGAAGCACUUCAAGACAUUUGAUGGUGAUGUAUACCAGUUUCCUGGUAUUUGUGAAUACUCGCUGGUCUCAGACUGCAACAAUUCCCCAAAGGAGUUCUCAGUGGACAUAAAAAGGAAAGAGAAUGAAGGAAACUCUACAAUAAGUUUUGUGGUCGUGGACAUUAAAAAUAUUUAUUCCUUUAACCUAAGCAAGGAUUUGGUCACUCUGAAUGACCAGAGUGUCAAAAUGCCAUACUACCAGGCCGGAAUACAACUGGAAAAAAAUGACUUUUACAUCAAGCUCCACACAAAAGUUGGCAUCACUGUCAUGUGGUACAACAAUGCAGUCAUGGUGGAAAUUGGUGAUGAAUACAUUAACCGCACUUGUGGACUUUGUGGAAAUUUCAAUGGCAAUUCAGACUACAAUGACUUCAAUGAUGAAGGUCAACAAAUCAGCCCCAUAAAGUUUGGCAAGAAAUGGAGAACCCCUCGUCCAAAUGAUAACUGUGAGGACCCCAAUGAAGAGGCAGAUACAUCACUGGAGACUGAGAAUGUGACAGAGGAGUGCGAGGAGUUUGAAAACAUCUGCAAAGACUUCUUUGAAGACGAAUCCUGGAGCUCCUGCACCGAUCAGAUUGACCCUGAGCCUUACAUACAAGCCUGUAUGCAGGAUAUGUGCCGCUGUAGCAAUACAAAUGACUCCUGUGUCUGCAGCACAUACUCUGAGUUCUCUCGACAGUGCUCCCAUGCUGGGGGAAAACCUCCCAACUGGAGGACUCCUGAGUUGUGUGCUAAACACUGUCCGCCCACCAUGGUAUAUGAUGAGUAUGGGUCUCCUUGCAUCGAUACCUGCAGAUUCCCAGACACAAGUUUACUUUGUGAAGAUCACAACAUAGACGGCUGCUUCUGUCCUCCUGGAACUGUGUUUGAUGAUGUUUCCAUGAGGGGGUGUAUUCCUCGUUCUGACUGUCCGUGCAAACAUGACAAAAUCUAUGAGUCCAAUGAGGUUUACCAAGAGGAGGGAAAAAACUGUACAUGCUUUGCAGGUAAAUGGUCUUGUGAGAGUCUUCAAAUGCAUGCUACAUGUUCAGUUGAACAGGGUUCAUACAUAACCACCUUUGAUGGGAAAGACUUCACCUUCCAUGGAGACUGUUUCUACACUCUGGCUAAAGUGGAAAGCAAGGAUUACGUGAGUCCAAAUUUUACCAUUCUGGUCCAUUUGACACAAUGUUCAGAUCACCAGUACGACACUUGUCUCAAGACCUUGAAAAUUCAGCUGAACAGUGACAAAAACAAUGCCAUAAUUUUCACCUCUGAAGGCAGAGUGAAGAUGAAGAAUGGACAGGAGGUCACUUUGCCUUAUGACUCAGGAGACAUCAGUAUAUUCCAUGCUUCAUCCUUUCACAUCAUGCUCCAGACAAGUUUUGGUUUACAAAUUCAGAUCCAACAUGUGCCUCUGAUGCAAGUCUAUGUCAGUCUGGAGCAGAGCUACAGAGAAAAGACACGUGGUUUAUGUGGGAAUUACAACAUGAUGCUAUCUGAUGACAUGAAGACUCCUCAGGGGAUGGUGGAGGGAAAAGAAGCAACUUUUAGUAAUUCUUGGAAAACUGACUAUACAUGCAAAGAUGGACAAGGACGACUUGAUGACCCUUGCUCUCUUAGCAUGGAAAAUGAAAAGUAUGCCAAGCACUGGUGCGCCCUGCUACGACAGUCAAAUAGUACCUUUGCACGGUGCCAUUCCAUGGUGGAUCCUGAGAUUUACUACAAGCGAUGUAUUUAUGCUAGCUGUAACUGUGAGAAGAGCGAGGACUGCCUGUGUGCUGUCUUCUCCUCCUUUGCAAGAGCUUGUGCAUCAAAGAGAGUGUUAUUGCCAGGCUGGAGAAAGGAUGUGUGCAACAAAUACACCAAGAACUGCCCAGCAUCUCAGACCUUCUCUUACAUACAUCAGAGAUGCCAGCUGACUUGCAGAUCACUGAGCUUAAAGGAGCAGAGCUGCACCUCUGACUUCUUGCCCGUGGACGGCUGUUCCUGUGCUGAGGAUCACUACCUACAUGACAACAGCAUGUGUGUUCCCAAAGCAAAGUGUCCCUGUUACCACAAUGAAGAAACCAUUGAACCAGAGAAGACCAUCAGCAUCAGAGAUGACCAUUGGUGA